GUGCGCUUCCCACCCUCUAAAGGUACGUUUCACUGUCGCCAUAACGAGUCGACCUCGUGGCCGAUGCAACAAAAUUGACAACUAAACUUUGGUUUAUAAAAUCUGGCGCCAGAAUAAUGAGCAAACAACAUAAUUUAGUUGCGUAAUUUAUAAUACGCGAGGCACCAAUCCAAUUGGCUCGAAUCGCAACGUAUCCAUCAGACGCGAUGAGUUCGAUCCGUCGAAAAGUCCGAGGAUGCUUCCACGCGACUGGUUGGAGUAGUCGCGAGUAGGUGCCAGAGACGGGCAUGGACACUAAGACUCCGCCGAUCCCGCUGAAAUCGCAGGAGAAGUCUCAACCGAGAAGAGCGGAUCGCGUGGCGGCCGAUGUGUCCUUGCCCCCCCUGACACCGUACCCGAAUCAUCGUUCCUCCAAACACAGAUCGUCCGGUACAUCGUGGCAGAAUCCACCACCUUGCGUUGUACAGCAUCAGGAUCACCGCAAGAAGAGGCCUUACAGAGUAUUACAUAUCGGCGCUACACCUUUGAUGCACGCCUGUCAACAAGGUGACAGGGCAAGAGUGUUGAGAUUAUUGAAGGAACAGGAAGGAACGACCGCUUAUAGAGAUCGCACGUUGAGAAACGCCCUUCAUUAUUGCAUGGACGCGGGUACCGGUGGUGCCGUUGCCGCGGCGGCACCAGAACUGGUGAACGCCCCUGAUGCCGAGGGGCACACCCCGCUUCAUCUCGCGGUCAUCGCCGGGGACACUCAGCUGGUCGCGGUUCUCUUAGCGAACGGCGCCGAUGUCAACGCUAAGGAUCUCGAGGGACAUAGCGUUCUCCAUUGGGCCACUGUCUGCGGGGAAGCGGAAUGCGUUCGGUUGAUUUUGGCGGCUGGGGCACGACCUUCCACCCCGGAUUUACGUGGCGGAUCUCCACUUCACUACGCCGCCCAAUGUUGCGGCGCGGCCGCCACGGCCGAGCUCGCUGUUCCCAAGAAGGUCGGCUUGAAAGUUUUACAAACGCUUCUCGAAUUCGGAGCAAAUGUGAACGCGAAGGACGAGGAUGGACGACAACCGAUUCUGUGGGCGGCAAGCGCGGGUAGCGUGGAGGCCGUGUUGGCUCUAGCAAGAGCCGGAGGAUCGGCAGCCGCGGGUACUUCCGACAAAGAUGGAUUGACGGCGCUUCAUUGCGCAGCUUCGAGAGGCCACGCGAGAUGCGUAGAGGUUCUCGUCAACUUGUGCGGAUCUCAUCCGGACUAUGUGGACGACAACGGUUGUUCCGCGUUACAUUACGCUGCCACCUUGGGUCACGCGGACGCUACCGCUCUUAUCCUCAAACUCGGGGCUGAUCCCAAUCGCCAAGAUCGAAAGGGUAGAACGCCAGCACUUUGCGCCGCGGCUAAAGGACAGUUGGAAACCUUGAAAAUUCUAACUCAACAUGGCGGGUCGCUUCACGCUAAAACCGUGCGUGGCACGGGGAUAGGACACGAGGCCGUUGCGUCCGGCAGAAUCGAAUUGAUAAAAUGGUUAGCGAAGAAAAGACCGAGCACGUUGGACGUUGCCACUCACGAUGGCAAGACACCUCUUCACGUCGCAGCUUUACACGGUCACUUGGACGCGUGCAAAGUUCUCUUGGACCAUGGCGCGAGAAUCAACGCGAUUCUUAGGACCAGCAAAGGCAAUUCCAUGACUCCAUUGGACGCAGCUCUCUAUAGAGGACACAGGGAUUGUGCGAAACUGAUUCAGAUGCACGGCGGUACCACGGCGCAACAACUGAGAACGCAUAAGACCGCACCGAAUAAAGUUUUUACAGCAAAAGUUCGAAUAAAACAUGACGAGAGUAGCACCGCGAGCGACAGUAGUCCUUGUAGACGAAGUCGAGGGCACAAGCAUCCCGAGCUUUAUUAUGAGGAGCGAUGGAUAGAAAGAAGAACGCGGCGGAAAGGUAAUUUGAAAAAACUAACUCGUCAGGAUAGUCGGAGCUUUAGCGAGGAAGAAGUACGUCUGUCGAAGACAUCCUCGAAAAAGGACGAGAGAAGAGCUCGAAGUGAAUCCGCACGAUAUGACGAUAAUGGCAUCGGUGAGCACAAUUUGCAAAAAAAACGAAGCAGAAAAGUAUCGAUGAAUCAUAAAUACAAGUAUUCGGAUUCGUCGUUCGAAUCGGACAGCUGCGAUUAUUCUUACGAUGACGCUGAAAAUGGAGCAGACAAACGUCGGCAGCACGCAAAGAAACGAGAGAAGGAUAAAAGCAAAAGCUCUAAUGAAACGGAAACUAAAAAUAAUUUUAAGAAAGGAGAUGAUGAAGAUCGAAGCGUAAGCGAUGACAGUUUAGAAGUGAUCGUAGUGAAGAGAUCAUUGGAAAAAAAGUGUGAGAAAGUAGUAUCCGGAAAAAGAUUGAAGGCACCUAGAGAAUGCACAAGGGAGACAAAACUGACUAAAACGCAUAAACGUAGCUCUAAGAAAAUGUCGAGAUCCAGCAAGUCGAGAACGUUCGAUAAAGAUGAGACUACGGUAGAUCGGGAUGAAUCUCCAGAGAAGGAAGAAAGAAGCGUCACGCUAAGAGGACAGUUAGUGCAAACUUCGGCUGAAGAGGAAGAGGAUGGUAGUGAGAGAAUAAUAGAAUCUCGAUAUCGAAGAGACGCGACGGAUAGUACUAGUCAGGAAACCGUAGAGCGAGUGAUUGUCACAGCGAUGAUUCACAAAGAUCAAAUGUCCGAUACCCCAAGAUCAACACAGGAAAUUGCAAAAGAGAUAAAUUCUGAUGGAGUUUUGAGGAAAACGACAACGAUAGAGGAAACGAAAAAAACCAAAGAUAUUACUUCUUCAGAUAAAAGUAAGACCGCAUUAUUACACGAGACACGCGAUACUUCUGAGGAAAGAUUACAGCGAGCAACGCAAGAAGGAUUGCAAAUUAAUGAACAAGUUCAGGAUAAAAAGGAUAAAGCAAUGAUGCCUAUCAGCGUGGAAGAUGCAAAAGAAGGCAGAUUAGAUACAUUCGAGAACGAAAUACCGAGUGGUAGUACACUGCGCGAAAAACAAGAACCAAUUGAAGAUAAAACAUUUGAUCAUUUAUCCGAUUUAAACAUUUCCAAAUCCAGUCCUACUAAAGAUCUUAUCGACGAGGAGAGAGAUAAUAUCGAAGAUAGUAAGAAUGGAAAUCAAAUUAAUAAAAGUACAGUGAUUUUGGAGAAUCAAAAAGAUUCUACGACUGCGGUGAAGCAUAUCUCGGGUUCAGGUGAGGAGAAUGACAAAUUAUUAGCUUCUAAAGAUUUAAAGCAAGACGAGAACAUUGCCGCAAAAAAAGAUUUAUCAAAAGACGAAGAGUCAAAACAAUCUGACGCACGUCAAACUAUAAAUAGUUUGAAAGAAAAUGUCGAAGGUGUACAAGCAACUUAUGAGGAUAAAGAUAAGGUCUCGACAAAGGAAACAUCUACGAAAGAAGAUUUUGCCGAGAAUUCCGAAUCAAAAGAGGACAAAGAAGUGGACAAACGCGAUAUCAAAGUUUCGCAAAAAAUGCAGGCGGAUGAAAAACUGAAAACGGAAGCAUUAACAGAUUUGCCAACCGAAUCGAGAGUGUCAACGCUAAACGUGGAAGACAAUCUUUCUCCAGAAAGGACAGGUUCAUCACAUGACAAAAAAUCAGAGCGAAUUAAAAGUGAUAAAGAACAACCAGAGGUUGAAACAGAUUUAGGAGAUAAAGAUUUUCGCUACAUCGACGACACUUGUUCGAGUUCUCCAAAGGCCACGAAAUCGGCAAAAACGAGACAGUCGAGACCAUCUACGGGAAAGAGUAUGAGAACAGAGAAAUUUUCUUCAAAAGCAUCGGCAAAGAAACAUCUGUUUGAAAGUUCUGAGGAGCGUUCUCCGCAUCAAAGUGCAAUAAUCGCGGUGUUAGACAGCCCAGAAUGGGAUGAAGAUGAAGCGGUUGAGAAAGAAAUCAGAGAAGCUCUCGGAGAGGAUAUGGAGCACGAGACAGAGCAUGAAGAAGAUAAUGAAAUUGGUGUUAUGCGAGUUUUGCCAAGUACGAGUGAAGAAGAGACUCCUAGCGUAGCUUUAGGUGUAUCUAGAACUGCAAGAAUUAAUUCUUUGCCUCAGGUACAAUCAUCAAGUACCAAUCGCUUAGUUACAAUAGAGAAUGCUGAUGGUCUGAACCGAGAACGAUUGUGGAGGAAACAUCGUCGCGAUAGCGGAGGCAGAGACAGUGGAAUAGAACCGAGUCCGAGAGUGUCGAGAAUUCCACGGAGGCGUAACGUAAGAUGUUGUCCAAAUACAGCGAAACAGCAAGCUCUUAAUAUGGAGACCGUUACCAGGGACGUACAAAUUAGCUUGCGUCGUUAUCACCUAGAAAGAAAAAUCUUUUUCCAAUUGAUGGAACUAAAGAGAUUACAGAUUCGUCAUGGUAGAGCGAACGAGCACGUCUUAGUAAAAAGACAGAACAAUCUUUUUCAGGUGGACGCCUUUCACAAAUCAGGAAUGUCUGGGCCUACUCUUGGCGUAGCAAAAUACGAUCAAGCAUUAACAUUUAGACAAUUCGAAGCGUUUCUGUACGAGCAAUUAAGAAGACUGCAGGGAAGACCAACUACUCCAGAUUUUUGUACCGAAGCGAAGCAAUGCACGCAAAAAACUCAUCGUUGUCAUCACGCGACUAGCGCUUACACUUCUAUUCCAGUCUAUACCUAUCAUUAUAAUUGCAGUGGGUGGAGGCGUCCCAGAUCGAGUGGACCAUCUUCCAAAAAUAGAGAGUCGCGGCAAAGGACAAAUGACGGUGGAAGUGACACACGGAGAAGAAAAGCAAGUGAUUGCUCUUCCAACUGAAAAAAUGGAUCGUACCAAAAGAUAUUUCGUUACAUUCACUGUAAGAGGUGAAACGCAAGACGAAAAACCGAAAUCUUCUUGCGCGAUACAAAGAAAUGCAAAGAGCGUGUAAAUGUUUCAGACACAUUCUUUCUGAUAAUCAAUCGACAAUUUUCAAAAAAUAAGUUGUAAAUAGUAAUAUUAUAUCUUAUGUAAUAUUUUUUUGAAAGAAAACUUCUACUGAAUCAAUGAAAGAAUGAUUUGGGGAAUAGAUAAGAGAUUAGAUAAUUCUGUAUUAUUUCAAUAUCUUUGUCAAGUAAAAUAUUGAAAUAAAAUAUUAAUAAUAAUGAAAAUUUUCGUGUUUAAAAAACGUUACGUGCAGGCAGUGCAAACUUUAUGUUUUUUAUCUGUGAAAAGCGUAACUAGCGUAUUGUUUUUGUCUAUUCGCAAAGAAAAUUUUCUACUUUAUAGAUACCGUUCUAAAAAAUGAUAUUACAUCAUAUAUUUAUUUCUUGAAUCUAAUAUUCUUCCUGGGAAUAAAUUUGCUUCUCGUGCGCACAAAAGUAAUGUAAGAAAUAUACUAAAACUGCCAGAUGGGACAAAAUUUAUGGAUCAAUUAAAAAUCAAAUUGUGCACAUUGUUAAAUUAAUUAAUUUGUAUAGAGCGUUAUUUGUACAUACAUAUAUAAUAUAAUAUAUUCAUAUAUGAACAAAGUUACAAUUUCGUACCUGAACUGUAAUGUGUAAAUCAUCUGUAAUUGAGAAAGGAGAGAAAGAAAGAAGGAGCAAAUGUUUCGCUUUAUUAUAAAUGCUGUGGUUAUUCUAAAAUUUAGUAUUGUGUAUAUAUAAGAGAACAAUGUUUUUUGCCAUGAUAUACAAUGUUAAAAAUAACAAAUUUAUUUAAUAGGACAUAUAUUCGACUUAUAUUCUGUGUGUUCUCUAGUUGUAAAAUAAUGUAAAAUAACAUUCUGUAUAAAAAUAUAAAUAAAUAAAAAUUACAACUAUA
Molecule: messenger RNA, 5780 nt
Organism: Solenopsis invicta (red fire ant)
Lineage: Eukaryota; Metazoa; Arthropoda; Insecta; Hymenoptera; Formicidae
Product: ankycorbin
Exons: 16
Coding region: 288-4796 (1502 amino acids)
Biological process (GO): positive regulation of transcription by RNA polymerase II
Cellular component (GO): nucleus; cytoplasm
Molecular function (GO): protein binding; transcription cis-regulatory region binding
Source: RefSeq, a predicted model, not a curated record